Drosophila albomicans is the source of this 3459-nucleotide messenger RNA. RefSeq lists its product as uncharacterized. The record is from RefSeq and is a predicted model, not a curated record. NCBI's taxonomy places the organism in Eukaryota, Metazoa, Arthropoda, Insecta, Diptera, Drosophilidae. Gene Ontology annotation, molecular function: calcium ion binding.
AACAACAACAACUAGCAACUAGACGGACCAGGCGGCGGCUACCAGGCAACCAGGCAACCGCAUCUGAUCAGUUGCCCAGUCGGCCAGUCAGCCAGUUAGCCAGUCUAUCAAUCUAACCACCAGCAGCAACAGCAGUAGAUCAUCUAAAAGUUAAAGAGAGAAGAGUGCGCCAUGGCCGGACCUCAAGUGCAGCACACGCAGCGACCCAACAGCGCCUACUACACAGGCCUCAAUGGCAGCGGUGGCUCCAACGGAGCCUCAGGUGGAGGUGGAGGAGCUGCAGCUGGAGCUGGUGGCAUGGCGAGCAGCGCCUCGCAUACGGGACUGGGACUGCAUGCACUGCGUCAGGUGUCCAAUGAGACGGAGCUCAUCUAUCGCGGCAGCCACAGCAAUGGCACCGUCAACGAGCUCACCGGGGGACGGCAGCUGACGGGCAGCAACAGUCGGAUCAUUCAACAGCAGCCGGCGCACAGUUCGCGGGACAAUAUUGUGAGCAGCAUUGCGGGCACCGGCAGCUGUGCCACCGAUGCACUCAUCGGUACCAUUUCCACAAGUGCUGGAGCUGGUGGUGGAUCUGGAGGAGCUGGACCUACUUCGGCAGCUGGAGCUGGCAGCAGCAAUGCGUCGGUAUUAAAGAAAUCGAAUACGCAGCGAAGUAUUGAGAUCAUUGUGGAUGCGUCGCAAUGUGGCAAGGAUGCUGUCGCCGAUCUCGAUGAUGUGGAGCAGGGCGAGGGCGGUGGCCAGGAGUCGUCGUCGUCGGUUCGCAAGUCGUCGCGUCAUCGCCAUCGGCCGCUGCAUCGACGUCUCAUCAGCUAUCUGCGCAAUUUGUUCCAGGGCAGCGCCGCACAGAAUGAUUCGGAACUGGAAGAAUUCGAGACGCCAGCUCGCUACAGACCAGACUCACUGAGCGCCCUGAGUCGUGCCACCCGCUUCACAGAGGAUGAAAUCAAACGAAUUUAUCGCGGUUUUAAGGCUGAGUGCCCCACGGGCGUUGUCAAGGAGGAUACCUUCAAAGUGAUCUAUUCGCAGUUCUUUCCUCAGGGAGCAAAUCCAACAUUAUAUGCACAUUAUGUAUUCAAUACACUGGAUCAGGAUCACAGCGGCAUUGUCAGCUUUGAGGACUUUGUUCAAGGACUCUCGAUACUGUCGCGCGGAUCCGUCGAGGAGAAACUGCGCUGGACCUUCUCGUUGUACGACAUCAAUGGCGACGGCUUCAUUACGAGGGAAGAAAUGACUGACAUUGUGACUGCUAUAUACGAGCUGAUGGGCCGCCUGCCCGACGAGUGUCCCGAGGAGGAGAAGAUCAAAGGCAAAGUGGAGCAAAUCUUUCAGAAAAUGGACAUUAAUCGCGAUGGCGUCGUGACGUUGGAGGAGUUCUUGGAGGCGUGCCGCAACGAUGAUGCCAUAUCCAGGUCGAUGUCUUACACGGUGCGGCGACGACGACGCAGUCGCAGCCAGCAACAGCAGCAGCAAGAACAGCACAAACAUCAUCAGAAGCAAAUGGAGCCGGAGAAACGUAAGUCAAACAACAAGAUGAAACAGCAACAGCAACAGCAAAAACAUAGCACAAGACACCAAGGGCAGAAGUGUUGUCAUGUCAUCGAUAUGGAUGACGCGAGCACGGCAACAACAACCACAACAACAACAGCAACCACUACGACAACAAUAACCAAUUGCACAAGCAACAACAACAACAACAACAACUGCAGCUGCAACAUUAAAUACAGGUCAAAAAGGGAAAGACAGCGACAUCCGAAAGUGAACUACGCUCACGAUGAUGACGAUGACGAUGAAUACGAUGAUGAGGAAGAAGAUGAUGAUGAUGAUGAUGAUGAAGAAGAAGAAGAGGAGGAGGAAGAGGAGCAGAGACGUUUGAUGAGCGGCAACGGCAGAUCGCAGACAAGGAGUCGAUCCAUUUGCAGGCACUGUCAACGACCGCAGUCCGAGCUGCAGUCGCGUCAAUUGCCGACAUCGUCGCUGCGACUGCGCAAAAGCCACUCGAAGUCACGGAGUCAACAGAAGCGCAACAAGAGCAAGCAGCGUCAUCAUCAUCAGCAUCACCAACAGCCACAGCAACAGCAACAGCAACAGCUGCCGCGUUGGCCAGAGCUGAAUGUGGCUAACGAGCAGGCGAUACGCUUCCGGUGUCCGCAAGUGGGUCCCCAAGUGGGCAGAGAUCUGCACACGCCGCAGCCGAUGCAUUUCCACCAUCCGCAGCAGCUCGGCCAUAGCCAGAGCCAGAGCCAAGCUCAAGUUCAGGCUCAAGUCCAGCCACCGAAGCCGGCGACGAAGAGCAAAAGCAAGCACAAGCAUCGACAUCACCAUCACAAUCAACAUCAACAUCAACACCAGCAAAGGACGACGCCAUCAGCUGCCAAAGCUGCACUGCCAACGCCGCAGCCGCCGCCACCGCCACCACCACCACCUCCACCACCGCCGCCGCCGCCGCCACCACCACCACAGCCACCUCUUCCGCCACUGCAGCCGCUGGCCUUGGCUGGCCUGGAGAGCAACGGCCAAGUGGGGGAGCUGCCAAGCACACCGGAUUCGCCAUCCCUGGUGACAGUCAGCACCUGGUACACGGUGGCCAAGCAGGGCGUAUCCUGUUAGUGGGCUUUUCACUUGUAAAUUGUACUCACACCUAUCGCCAUUGCUUUGCGUACUUGCUGUCUUAGUAGAAGACUCGCUGUCGCUCUCCCUCUCUCUCUCUCUCUUUCUCUCUGUUGUCCAGUGAGUACCUCUGAGACUUUCCUUGGGUUUCGCAAUUGCAUGACGACCGACGGGUUCCACGCACACACACACACAUACACACACUCCAAAUGUCCGAAAUCCAAAAGCAAAACAGCCAAAAUCAAUAGCACAAAACACUUGUUGUCUCUUUCUGCUGGAGUUUGAAAUUGCGAUUCGUAGGCUCAUAGAAUAUAUACAAGAAAAGUUUUUUUUUUUUUUUUUUAAAUUAUUUUUAAGAUAUGCAUUCAGUGUAAUUUGCCGUAUUAUAAUCAAUAUACUCGCAUCUAUAUUUAUUUUUGUUAUAUUCCCACAUUUUUUUCUCGAUAUUUUGCUUUCUCUCUCGAUGUGGGGCAGAGUUAAAGAUUCUAUGUGAAAUUAUAUGAAUGUUGCAAAUGUAAAAUGUGUUAUAGUGUUAACUAGUAUUGACUAGAAACCCCUAAAUGUAUGUAUAACAUAAUAGCUACAAAAAUAAUUCAAUAUUGAUUCAAAAAAGAAACAAAACAAAAUAAACAACAACAACAAAACAAAAUAUGAACAAAACGAAUAUGAUUUGAAACCCAAUUUGCAUUUUGUGUUUAAUUUUGAUUGCUUUUUCAAUUUGGCGAAAUCAAAUUGUCAUAGUAAAAAGGGAAACCCCAAAAACAAAAAAAAAAAAAACAAAACAAAACAAAACAAAAAUCGACGUUAGCUGUGAUGAAAAUUGAACUACUUUAAUCUACAAAAAUCGAA